CCGCGGCGAGUGCCAGUACCAUGUCCCUGCAGGCUGAUUUUGAUAAGGUCUCAGGAGACGUGAGGAAGCUGAGAACGAGGCCGGAUGAUGAAGAACUGAAAGACCUCUACGGGCUCUACAAACAAUCCAUAAUUGGAGACAUUGAUAUUGAGUGUCCAGCAAUGUUAGAUUUAAAAGGCAAGGCUAAAUGGGAAGCGUGGAACCUCCAAAAAGGGUUGUCAAAGGAAGAUGCCAUGAGUGCCUAUAUUUCUAAAGCAAAAGAGCUGAUAGAAAAAUAUGGAAUUUAGAAUUCAGCAGAUGAGACAUUUUUCCUUUUGAAGCCUUCAUACUGGUAUCAUGACCUAACACUUAGGGGGGAAAUGCACUGUGAAACUCUUUACGUAUCAUAUAUAUUUUUGCUACUGACACGAAUUGUAAUCGUUCAUUAGAGGUAUGCUGAAACUACAUAUUUAACUAAAUUUUACUGGCUAAAACCAGGUGAUUUAAUUUGCAAGUUCUUAAAAAAAAUAUUGCUCUGGGAGUAGGUGCACAAAAACAUUAACAAUUGUUCUUUUGGUUCAUCUGUUUUUCUACAAUGAGUUAGUACUACUGGUGUCAUCACAACAGUUUAUUAAGAACCAAUGACAAGACUCUUCCUUGGUCAUACCAUGUAGCUUUGGGUGCACACUGACGCAGGGCCUUGGCAAUCACAAACAUACCCGGUUCCCGUCUUUUCUCUGUGGUUUAUUUACUAGGUGACCUGAGACAAGUUACUUAACCUUGCCCAGCCCCAUCUACAGAGUAGGGAAAAAAAUACAUCUCACAGGGUUGUAAGAAUUUAAUGAGAUAAUUGUAAUUAUCCUACCUUAAUUUUAAAGCAAAUGCUAUAUAAAACAUAACAACAAAUAAGCCAAAAAGUUUGGUUAAUAAACUUAUGAGUCUAUCUACAACUUUUUGAAAAAAGAAAAAAACCAUCAUGGAACUAUCAACUAUUUUUCUUUAAAUUUUUACAUUUAAGACAAAUAAAAAAAUCAAACUGAAGUGUAGUAUCUACUGAUAAGAAACUGUACAGCUGCUGUGCCUCUUAUGUUCAGUUUUAUCAGAGUGAAAAUAGAGAUUCUGGAAUAUCACUUUGGCCCAAUUCUCAGUAUUCCUUGCUGGUGAAGACUCACAGGCUCUCUGAAAGAAGUUAGACUCGUUUUAUCAGUUCUAAAAUCUGUUUGAGAUUCCAUAGGGUAAAUAUCCCAAAAUACAGUGGAUCUGCAUAAGGGUUUAGGUUUGAUAUGGUGUGACCAGAGGGAUAGAUUUCAUUUCACUUUUUUAGAAAAUCUAGAUUGACUAGAUGAAGUUCCAGGGAAUUAUGCUGAGUGAAAAAAAGCCAAUCCUAAACGGUUACAUAGUGUAUGAUCCCAUUUAUGUAAC
Messenger RNA from Diceros bicornis minor, 1401 nucleotides. It is a transcript of the gene ACBD7, whose product is annotated as acyl-CoA binding domain containing 7. NCBI's taxonomy places the organism in Eukaryota, Metazoa, Chordata, Mammalia, Perissodactyla, Rhinocerotidae. Gene Ontology annotation, molecular function: fatty-acyl-CoA binding. The record is from RefSeq and is a predicted model, not a curated record. Bases 21 to 287 code for a protein of 88 amino acids. The transcript is spliced from 4 exons. Gene Ontology annotation, biological process: fatty acid metabolic process.